UGUCAUGAAGUGUUUGAUUGUGUUACUGUGUGGCCUUAUAGCUGCAUCAGCGGUUAACCUGCCAGGAAUCCCGGUAGAGUUCAACUUGGAGGAUAAGGUGCUUUCGGCCAUCUCUGAUGAUGUAGCUGGACGUUUGGAGCAAGAGUAUUAUACUUUUUUGAAGACAGGAGUAGAAACUCCAGCGUUUCAAAAACUAACACAUCAACUGGCUAAGGCACAUACCAAAAAGGAUAUAUUUACCAAAAAUCUACCCGACUUGGAGACGCGCGAUAGCUUUGUGGUUUGCACACUAUGUCGCUCUGUUGUUAACGUUCUAAUUCGUUCCGUCCGCGAAGAAGGCGGUGAAUUGACUGGCGACAACAAAGCUGCCAUCAUGAAGAAAAUUGCGAUGGACGUGUGCCGCCGCAUGGAGCUCCAAACGGAGGAGGUGUGCGAGGGUCUGAUCGACUCCAAUCUACCAACUGUGGAGUACAUAAUGCGCAAUUCAGAAAUCGAUUCGCAAACCUUUUGCUCCCUCUUCAUGGAGGUUAGCUUCUGCAACACGGGCAAAAACCCAGCCUACAACUGGACAUUGACUGUGAAUGACAAUGGUGUUGAACUAAAUGGCCCCAAAACGGAUACACCGUCUCACAGCGCCAAUGACAUCAAAAUAUGCCAGUUCAGUGAUAUACAUCACGAUCCGCUGUAUGAGCCGGGAAGUCUUGCCGCCUGUGCUGAGCCGAUGUGUUGCCAACGUGGGAAGAACACCACAGAGGGCACCAGCGAUGCUGCAGGAUACUGGGGCGAUUAUCGUGAUUGCGAUUUACCCUGGCAUUCAUUUGAGUCGGCGCUUGAUCACGCAGCCAAAACUGUGGAGUGCAAGUAUAUCUAUCAGACGGGCGAUGUAGUUGAUCACAUGGUCUGGGGAACAUCUGUGAAGAAGAAUACUGAAGUGCUAAGCAAGGUUGCCAAUCAGUUUACCAAAGUGUUUCCCAAAACACAAGUCUAUCCCUGCAUUGGCAACCAUGAGCCACAUCCACUCAAUCUCUUCAGUCCGGAAGGAGUGCCGGAUGAGGUCAAUACCAAGUGGCUGUACGAGCACUUGUACAACGACUGGUCCAAGUGGCUUCCAGCAGAGACCAAGGAGACUAUUUUGAAGGGUGGUUACUAUACAGUCUCGCCAGAGAAGGGUUUCCGCAUCAUUGCGUUGAAUGGCAAUGAUUGCUACACGGACAACUUCUGGCUCUACCACAGCGGCAAUGACAAGAUCCCUCAGCUACAGUGGUUCCACGACACACUGCUGGCCGCCGAAGCUGCCGGUGAACAUGUGCAUGUCCUGAACCACAUACCCUCAGGCUCCGGCACUUGUUGGUCGGUGUGGGCUAGAGAGUAUAACCGCUGUAUUACCCGUUUCCACAAAACAAUCAGUGGCAUAUUCAAUGGCCACUCGCACAAGGAUGAGCUGAAUGUGCACUAUUCGGAGGAAGGCCACGCUACAGCGGUUUCUUGGAAUGGUGGUGCCUUGACCACAUACAGCAACAAGAAUCCCAAUUACAGGGUAUACUCUGUGAAUGCCGAGACUUACGAUGUUACCAACCAUCAGACCUACAUUUACGAGUUGAAUGAAGCUAACAAGAAGCCUAAUGAGCAGCCCAAUUGGUUCCUAGAGUAUGAGUUCACCAAGGAGUUCACUGAAGAUCUGAGUCCCGCCGGCAUUGACAAAUUGCUGGAUGAAUUCGCUGAGAAGCCGGAUCUGAUGCGCAAGUAUUGGCGUUUCAGGGUAACCUCGGCAGAGCCUCAGCUGACGACCGGCUGCGAUCGCAAUUGCUUGGCCAGUUCACUUUGCCGUGCCGCGACCACUGUGAAUAACCAGAAAGAGCGCUGCGAGGAGCUCAAAGAGCGUCUCUUUGAAGCCUUGGACAAGGAGCCCGAAGAUAAAGAUGAUGGGGCGGCAGUACUUAGUGUUUUGAGUAUUAGCUCACUCUUGGCCUUAGCCCUGUCGAUGCGAAUUGGCUUCUAGGGACUUUAGCUCUAAUAUACUAAUAAUAAGUUAUAUAAUCGCACAUACCAUUUUCUUAGUAUCAUGAUAAAGUACAAAAUCCAAAAUAUAUUCACAUACUCACA
Molecule: messenger RNA, 2103 nt
Organism: Drosophila hydei
Lineage: Eukaryota; Metazoa; Arthropoda; Insecta; Diptera; Drosophilidae
Product: sphingomyelin phosphodiesterase
Exons: 4
Coding region: 5-1999 (664 amino acids)
Biological process (GO): sphingomyelin catabolic process; ceramide biosynthetic process
Cellular component (GO): lysosome
Molecular function (GO): acid sphingomyelin phosphodiesterase activity
Source: RefSeq, a predicted model, not a curated record